UCAUAUGACAGCUUCGGAACACAUGGUUUUCAGAGACGUCGAUAGUUGGAGGUUACAUAGUAAAUUGCUUUAUUUAUGUUUUUAAGCGUGAUCCGAUAGAAUGACUAUCGCGGAUCUCUGGGAUCAGACAGUAUCGGCCUUUCUACUGAGUCCAUCUCAGUUUUUGGCCACCAGCACCUCUGAGAACUUCUUGGCUGAACUUCUACACGAACUGCGGAAUGAUAAAGCCAAUGAUCAACUCAAGAUUCUCCUUGUGUCUGUGCUACUGGAGCAUCCAACCAUUCUCUGCCCUUCUUCCUCUGUGGGAGAGGAAACAGCCCUUGAACUACUGUCAGUCUUCUCUCACACGCCACAGAAAUCCAUCAUCCUCAAGAGCAAUGUCAUGCUGGCCAUCACCAACGUGAUAAUAUGCACAACCUGCCUGGCUAACCACACGAAGAUGGCUGAAAACUGGCUGGACCUUCUAUUUCAGAUGAUUCAGGACACCAAUGACUACAGAUGCGGCCUAUCCCAGCAGCCACUAAGGGCCACCGCUUGUGAGUGUCUACGAGAAAUGGAAACCUGUAGCCCUGGUCUUCUUUCUCAAAAGUUAGAGGCCCUGUAUCUUCUAAAACAGCAAGAGACCACAGUUCUGCAUCAGUCCUACUGUAUGCUUUAUACACUUGGGCUGAAGAACGCCAUAAGGAUCUUGACGAGCCAAAAAGAUGUUACUGACCUAGAGUUCAAGAGCAUCUUAGGAGGAAAUGAAGGGUUUGUAUGGAAAAGCAAUCAGUUACGAUUGACCUUGUUGCCAAUAAACAUGAUGGUACAAGUCCCACGUUUGCCACCAGGUUUGGAUUGUAAAGAACUCAAAUCAAUUAUGUCGUCACUCUUGGAGGAGUCUUACCUGCAAACGCCUAUUUCCCAGUCUGCCCUACUUAGGGAACUUGUAGAAAUUGUCGCCAUGGUUCCGGGACUCUCUCCAACAUUAUUCAAAUCGCAGCUUCUGCGACUCUUCGGAACGGCAGACGUUUCGCUCAUGCAUGCCACGCUCUUUAUGAAGGACACAUUCACAGAUAGCCUUUUCUCCGCCGAGGAUGAGAACUUCCUGCUCAAGCGUCUCGUGGGCACAGCCCAGCAUCCGCUCCUAAGAGUUCCCGAAAAGCUCUUCUACAUGGAAUGCAUCCUGCACUUCCCUGAGAACCGGCCCAUAUCCAGCAGCGGGGAAGAGAGUUUACCUGUGCUGGUUACGCCACGUCUGGCAGUGUCUCUUCAUCCAACGGUUUUCAAUGAUAGUGCAACUAUGCUCUGCAGGCUAAACCUUCUUUGUUUGGUGCACCUUGAAGCAGAUGAGGGCGAAGCGGAUAAAGGAAUCAGCUACCUGUUUGAACACAUAAUGGCCCUUUUGAAAAUCAUAGACAAUGACGGUAGCAGAGAAGUGGUGGUGACCUCUUUCAGAGCGUUGUUCAUUUUUCUCAUGCACUUCAGUGGCAUGGAAGAACUCUCCGAGAAGAUGAGGAGAUGCAGGGAUUUCUCGAUGGGGACAGAACCCAACCCCUCUUGGCUCCCCUACACCAGUCCCCCCAGGGGUUAUACUUUUUGGAUGAAGGCCAAACGGGAACACCUGGAGUCUGAUGGCAAUGAGCUCCCUCGGAGCCUGCAGGAGCUCAACACCAGAAUCAAGAGGGGAAAGAGGGCGAAACAAAAGUUGUGGGAGGAAAUGGCCUGUAGGCUGACUGCCAAAUUUGGCCUGGUUUUCUCUCCAGCCAAAGUGGCAGACCCUUGUCGAUGGCUACAAAGGCCAGAGGUGCUGGGUGCAGGGGGAGGGACAGGGACAGCCAUCAAGCGCAUGGGAGGUUUGUCCAGAGAAUUGUGCAGGGGGUACACGGACACCAGACACACAUGUAGACUGAGGGGAACUAGGGCACCGGCAAACCAACUUGUAGAUGUUAUCCAGGACUCAGAACAAGCUAGCCAGACGAGACACGGUUGA
Molecule: messenger RNA, 1972 nt
Organism: Sinocyclocheilus grahami
Lineage: Eukaryota; Metazoa; Chordata; Actinopteri; Cypriniformes; Cyprinidae
Product: AP-5 complex subunit beta-1-like
Exons: 6
Coding region: 101-1972 (623 amino acids)
Biological process (GO): endosomal transport
Cellular component (GO): lysosomal membrane; AP-type membrane coat adaptor complex
Source: RefSeq, a predicted model, not a curated record